Molecule: messenger RNA, 1485 nt
Organism: Galeopterus variegatus (Sunda flying lemur)
Lineage: Eukaryota; Metazoa; Chordata; Mammalia; Dermoptera; Cynocephalidae
Gene: ADA
Product: adenosine deaminase
Exons: 13
Coding region: 129-1226 (365 amino acids)
Biological process (GO): adenosine catabolic process; T cell activation; inosine biosynthetic process
Cellular component (GO): cytosol; external side of plasma membrane
Molecular function (GO): adenosine deaminase activity
Source: RefSeq, a predicted model, not a curated record
CCCCUCGUUAAGAAGAAGGUGGCCCGCCGCUGCCCCUGAGGGCCGCACGGAAGUGGACCGGCCACCAGCCCUGCGGAGACCAGCGACCUUCGGCUGAGCGGGCAGCUCCCGGACGCACCCCGGGCACCAUGACCCAGACGCCCGCCUUCGACAAGCCCAAAGUAGAACUGCAUGUCCACCUAGAUGGAGCCAUCAAGCCCGAAACCAUCUUAUACUAUGGCAGGAAGAGAGGGAUCCCCCUCCCAGCGAACACAGCAGAGGAGCUGCAGAACAUCAUUGGCGUGGAUGAGCCACUUACCCUCCCGGAAUUCCUGGCCAAGUUCGACUACUACAUGCCCGCUAUUGCGGGCUGCCGGGAGGCUGUCAAGAGGAUCGCCUAUGAGUUUGUAGAGAUGAAGGCCAAGGAGGGCGUGGUGUACGUGGAGGUGCGCUACAGCCCACAUCUGCUGGCCAACUCCAAAGUGGACCCCAUCCCCUGGAACCAGGCUGAAGGGGACCUUACCCCAGAUGAGGUGGUGGCCCUAGUGAGCCAGGGCCUGCAGGAGGGGGAGAGAGACUUCGGGGUCAAGGUUCGGUCCAUCCUGUGCUGCAUGCGCCACCAGCCCAACUGGUCCCUAGAGGUGGUGGAGCUGUGUAAGAAGUACCAGCAGCUGACCGUGGUGGCCAUCGACCUGGCUGGAGACGAGACCAUAGAAGGAAGCAGCCUCUUUGAGGGACACGUGAAGGCCUACGAGGAGGCCCUGAAGAGCGGCAUUCACCGCACCGUCCAUGCCGGGGAAGCGAGCUCAGUGGAAGUAGUAAGAGAGGCCGUGGAUAAACUCAAGACAGAAAGGCUGGGACAUGGCUACCACACCCUGGAAGACGAGGCCCUUUACAACAGGCUGCGGCAGGAAAACAUGCACUUCGAGGUCUGCCCCUGGUCCAGCUACCUCACAGGCGCCUGGAAGCCGGAAACAGAGCACGCGGUCGUUCGGUUCAGAAAGGACCAAGCUAACUACUCACUCAACACGGACGACCCGCUCAUCUUCAAGUCCACCCUAGACACUGAUUACCAGAUGACUAAACGGGACAUGGGUUUUACCGAUGAGGAGUUUAAGAGACUGAACAUCAAUGCGGCAAAGUCCAGUUUCCUCCCAGAAGGUGAGAAGAUGGAGCUUCUUGAUCUGCUCUAUAAAGCCUAUGGGAUACCAUCUUCAGCCUCUGCAGGCAGCACCAAGAAUGUGUGAUGACUCUCUGGUUACUGAGCCCUGGCUGAUGGCAGCUUCUCACUAGGAAGACCAUGACUUCAAGAGUCAGCUACUGAUCCUCUUGAAGCCCGUUUCUGUACACAUAUACCUUGGCAAGGCCACAUCUCUCUAAUUAUGUGCCCUGGACAGGGACCAGGGUGCUUGGUGAUGGGCAUGGUUCAAUCUGAAAUCCUCCUCUGAUGGUGACUUGUGCUGAAAAACUGGUGCUCAAUAAACCAAUGGCUGGUGCUGUGCAGCA